AUGGUUGAGCACACCACUCAGGGAAUAGUUGUCAAUAACUAUAUCCCAGGCUCUGCUUGCCUAAGGGACGGGGCUGUUGGGCUGUUUGCCUCCAAGGCUAAUACCUUGUCACGCCUAAAUUUGUCCUUUCACUCGCUCCUCCCAGGCAACAUCAAUAUCGCCGUGAACUUUCUCGUCUCCCUUAUUGCAUUUCUAUUCACAUCCGUCAUUCGACCAGAGUAUUCCGUCCUUAAAGCCGUCAUAAACCUCCUUCAUCUUGAGGCUACUCAACGAUGCUGCCCUUCGUCAAAAACAUUUUCGUCAUUCGUCGUGUCGCGCGAAACUGCGGCGGUCAGUACCCCAGCAACACCACGCCUUGCUAUACCGAUCGACCGGCCCUUUGGCAAAAUGACUUUGAGCCGCCACUACGUGACACCUGCAGAACAACUACCUACAGACCUGGGGCUUGCAUGGCAUAUACGUCCAACCCUGCUACAUCCAAAACAUUUACCUACAAGUCAGAAACGUGCAAAAGGGGUACCUACAAGGCCAAUACAUACAAGCCAGAUCUUUACAAGUCAAAUCUCUACAAGUCAGAUCCCUACAAGCGAAAUCCCUGCAAGCGAAAUUCCUACAAGCCAGGUCCGUACAAGCCACAAAACCUCCAGUGGACAACUCACUCACCCAAUAUCGGACAUUACGACUUUGCCAACAUGUGGAAUUCUCCAGUGGAGCAACUUCGAUGUCAGCCCACCGAAAUUAGACCAGCAGGCUUUUACCAUGGAGACAAUUGGUUAA
Molecule: messenger RNA, 777 nt
Organism: Ophidiomyces ophidiicola
Lineage: Eukaryota; Fungi; Ascomycota; Eurotiomycetes; Onygenales; Onygenaceae
Exons: 2
Coding region: 1-777 (258 amino acids)
Source: RefSeq, a predicted model, not a curated record